Messenger RNA from Brassica napus (rape), 3970 nucleotides. Its product is annotated as receptor-like protein 48. The coding region runs from base 1235 to 3823 and encodes 862 amino acids. Lineage: Eukaryota; Viridiplantae; Streptophyta; Magnoliopsida; Brassicales; Brassicaceae. Gene Ontology annotation, molecular function: protein binding. The transcript has a single exon. The record is from RefSeq and is a predicted model, not a curated record.
AAAUAUUUCAAAUCAUGAAGCAAAAUUUUCUUUCUAUCACAAACCAACUUAAAAAAAACACAGAAAUUAAAUAGCAACAAUAAAUGUUAAAUUUAAAUUUUGGUUAAAAAGGUUGACAAAAUUAUUUUGGUUAAAACGAUAAAUUGAAGACAACAAAUAAAGAACCGGUAUACAAGUCGGUGGUACUUUCUUUUAAAGACAAAUACAAAAAUGAAACUUAAUAAUUUUAAAACCAAUCAAAAUUUAUACAGUACUAAUUAUAAGUUUUACAAUUGUUUUACAUAAAAAUAAAUAUUCAAGAUAAAGAAUAUAUAUAGAUUUUAACUUAUAAUUCAGUUAACUUUUUAUUAAUCUUACAAAUAUCCUACAUAAAACUCCAAUAAAACACAACAAAUUAUUUCAAAUUUGCAUUUAUGUUUAUAAUUCUAUAACAAGUUUUAGUGUAUAUCAUAUUUGUUUGUUUUUUAAAUAUAAAUAUAAAAAUUAAAAUAAUAUUAUAGGAAAAAAUCCGGGCGUAGCCUGGAAAACCCCCUAGUAUUAAUAAAGUUGACAAAUGGGCAUGUGGAAUUAAUUGAUGUUGAAGUUAGUGUAAGAACUCAGACCCUUGAGGUACUUAAUUGUCAACACGCAUUACCGUUGAAAGAGAUCAUUAUUAUUAACUUAGUUUAAUUCUUAUCGACCAAAACAUAUGAGUUUGUGUACGAGAGACAGAGAGAGAAUUACUAAUUUAGUUUAAUGCUUGUUGACCAAAACAGGUUCCAUGAGAAAUGAGAACACAUGUCAAUUUUCAGAAAAUUCAUAAAUAGAGGUCCAACGAUAAAGCUCCCUCUCUUUAAGCAACGGCAAAGACUUGUUCCUUGUAGAGGCCAUCGUCAAUUUCACUGUCACUCUCUACCAUUGACCCGUUAAGAGUGGGAAUAAAGAAAAUUAUGUUUGUGGCUGCAAUGCGUUUCAGCGAUUUACCCCCACCCAUACGGCGUGGACAAUACAGUGUUUGUCGCUUUGUAUACCAUGCAAGGACAAAUCACUCUUGAACUUUCAUUUACUUAGGCUUGGUGGACCAUUCAUCAAUUAAUUCUUCAGAGGAGACUUGAUUGUACAAAAAGUCUUCACAGGAGACUUGUUAUAUAAGUCUAGCUUUUUCUCCACUUUCACCGCCAAAACAAAAACAAAAACAAAACAAAAAACAAAGAAAAAAAGAUAAAAGAAAACCAAAGAAGAAAAAAAAAACACGAUGCAUUCUUGUUGUGCGAGGAAGAUAAUAGUAUGGAGCUUGUGUUUAAUAUUUUAUCUUUCUCACUCAAUACUUGUUUGCGGUUCUUCACCUCCUAAGCACUUGUGCCGUCAAGACCAGAGGGAUGCUCUUUGGGAGUUCAAGAGUGAGUUCCCACUCAGUGGGAUGGCUGCUGACGAGAAGACACAGACCUGGAGAAACAACAGUGAUUGCUGUUCUUGGGAUGGUAUCACUUGUGAUCCUAAGACGGGCAAUGUUGCUGAGUUAAAUCUCUGGGGCAGUUCUCUCAAUGGCUCUUUAAGAUCUAGUAGUGGUCUGUUUAAACUACAGUAUCUUCAUAGCCUUAAUCUUGGCUCCAAUAAUCUUGCCGGCAUUCUACCAGAUUUCAUCGGCGACCUCAAAUAUCUGAGGGUUUUGAGACUUUCUGGAUGCAAUUUAUUUGGAAAGCUUCCUUCUUCGCUUGGAAAUCUUUCUGAUCUCACUGUUCUUGAACUUGAUGGUAAUGGUUUCACCGGUGAACUACCAGUUUCACUCGGCAACUUAAAACAACUAACAAAGUUGCUAGUUGCAUCGAGCAAGCUCAGUGGGAACUUUCAUCAUGCGCUACUCAAUUUGACCGAGCUCACUGCGAUCAACCUUGUUUCCAACCAGCUGGAAGGUACGCUCCCAUCUAACAUGAGUAGCCUCUCCAAACUGGAGUACUUUGAUAUUGGUUCGAAUUUAUUUUCUGGAUUUGUUCCGUCGUCUCUUUUCAUGAUCCCUUCGUUGAUCCAUCUUAAACUGGAAAGGAAUCAUUUUAACAGUCUCCUUGAGAUUGGGAAUUUCUCUUCACCAUCUAAACUUCAAACUUUAAGCCUUGGAGGAAACAGGCUCAGUGGGCCUAUCCCGGGAUUUAUAUCAAAACUAGUCGGUCUCUCUUCUCUCGACCUCUCUUUUUGGGACACUUUGAGGGACGAGGUCGAUUUCAGCACCUUCUUGCAUCUCAAGUCACUUACGUUCCUUGACAUCUCCACUCUUAAUACAAGAAGUAUAGUCGAUAUGAGUCUCUUCUCACAUUUCGAGUCACUUAGCUUACUAAGUCUUUCACGAAAUACUGUGAAGUUCAGUUCAACUCUCCAUCUGGUCUCACCCAUUGGAUCAUUGGCUCUAGCCUCCUGCAAUAUUUCUGAGUUUCCAAAGUUUCUACGAACGCAAACCAGUUUGUUUAACUUGGAUAUUUCUCAGAAUCAAAUAAAAGGGAAAGUACCAGCGUGGUUAUGGAGUCUCCCAGGAUUGACGUAUGUAGACUUUUCUCUGAAUUCAUUUACUGGUUUUGAUGGACCAGCGGAUGUUUUUCAAAGAAAUGAAAUAUCUAUGCUGGAUAUAAGUUCAAACUCUUUCCAGGUUCCAUUUCCUUUGUUACCACAAUCUAUGACGUUUCUUGCAGCCUCCGAUAAUCAGUUUUCAGGAGAGAUUCCGACAACAAUCUGCGAACUGGUUUCUCUUGAUGUACUGGUUUUAUCCAACAACAACUUCAGCGGUUCUAUACCUCGGUGUUUUGAGAAUUUCAAUACUAAGCUUUCGAUCUUGCAUCUUCGGAAUAACAGCCUCUCUGGAAAAUUUCCGGAGGAAUCUGUCAGCGUUGCCUUGAUUUCACUUGAUGUUGGUCGCAACCAGUUAUCAGGAGAGCUUCCCAAGUCUCUGAUUAAUUGCACUCAUCUUGAGUUUCUCAACGUUGAAGACAACAUGUUCAACGACACGUUUCCAUUUCGGUUGAGAUUAUUGCCUGGUUUGCAAAUUCUUGUCCUUCGUUCAAACAAGUUCCAUGGGUCACUAUAUUCUCCAAGGAGUUCUCCGAGUUUCUCCAAACUGCGAAUCAUUGAUAUUUCUAAAAAUCUCUUCACUGGAGCCUUGCCGUUGGAUUACUUUGCUGGUUGGAGUGAAAUGUCAUCUGGUGUAUACACGCCAGAUAACAAGCAGAAAAGGUUUAUAGGAAUAACUUUUUUAAACUAUCGUAAGUCGGUGGUUCUGGCUAACAAAGGUUCGGAGAGGGAGUUUCUUGGUAGUAGUUUCAGCAUCUACAAAAUCAUCGAUGUCUCAGGAAAUAGAUUUGAAGGAGAUAUCCCAAAAUCUAUUUGUUUACUCAAGGAGUUGAAUGUGCUCAACAUGUCAAACAACGCUUUCAUAGGCAGUAUACCACCAUCUUUUUCGAACCUGACCAAUCUCCAAUCACUAGAUCUAUCUAAAAACAGAUUAUCCGGCAAAAUUCCACCGGAGCUCGGGAAACUAACGUUUCUGGCGUGGAUGAACUUCUCUUACAACAACCUCGAAGGUCCAAUACCACAAGGCACUCAAAUUCAAACCCAGGAUAGUUCUUCAUUCCUACAGAAUCCUGGGCUAUGUGGUGCUCCUCUUCAUAAGAUCUGCAGUGGAGAAGAAGAAGGCACAUUAAACCAAGAUAAAGAAGAUGAAGAAGAAGAUCAAGUAUUGAGCUGGAUUGCUGUUGCAAUAGCCUAUGUACCUGGUGUAUUCUGUGGAUUCAUUGUCGGCCAUAUUCUGGCUUCAUACAGACAUGACUGGUUCAAGGGGAUCUUUCGCUAUUUUUCUUAACAUAAGCAUCCGGUUCCUAAAGAUAUCUACUAUAUUAUAAUAAUCAUCUCUAUGUCGUUUUAAAUUACCAUUGUAAUGGCGUGAAAAGUUCUCUUCCCUUGUAUUGUUUUGCCACUCUUAUUGUGAUAAUCUGUGUGUUUCGGUGUA